Drosophila rhopaloa is the source of this 2198-nucleotide messenger RNA. RefSeq names its product modular serine protease (gene modSP). The record is from RefSeq and is a predicted model, not a curated record. Gene Ontology annotation, cellular component: plasma membrane. Gene Ontology annotation, biological process: proteolysis. Gene Ontology annotation, molecular function: serine-type endopeptidase activity; protein binding. Lineage: Eukaryota; Metazoa; Arthropoda; Insecta; Diptera; Drosophilidae. The coding region runs from base 158 to 2038 and encodes 626 amino acids. The transcript is spliced from 6 exons.
GCUCGGUCGCACUCGUUCUAAGCUCGGCGGCACGUGCCCCUCCAAUCGACACUAUCAGUACGCACUUAUUUUAACCAAACCCAAUUCCUAUGUGAGUGUUUUGUGCUCGCGAGUGCAUUACUAGUGCAUCAGAAAGAUAUAUUUAAACCCCGAGACUAUGCAUCUUAAAUCGAUCCUAUCAAAUCUACUGUUCUUUUGCGCCGUCUCUUUGAGGCUCAAACCAAUAUUUGCGGAAUGUGAGAACUCCCAGUUUGAGUGCGACAACGGCAGCUGCAUAUCGCAGUUUGAUGUCUGCAAUGGCGACAAGAACUGCCCGGAUGGCUCUGAUGAGACGGCCCUGACUUGCGUCUCCCAGAGGAGGCACUGCUCCAAGCCCUACUUCCAGUGCACCUACGGGGCAUGUGUGAUCGGGACGGCGGCCUGCAAUAAAAUAAAUGAAUGCGCCGAUGGCUCGGACGAAACCAAGUUGCGUUGUGGAAACGAGGACGAUAUACGGCAGCACGAUCGGCUUCUUCAGGGAAAUUGCCAGGAUAAUGAGUUCAAGUGUCCCUCCGGAAUUUGCCUGGACAAGGGGAAAUUCCUGUGCGAUGGCAAGGACGACUGUGCGGAUGGCUUCGACGAGUCGGUGAAUCUGUGCGGUCACAUGGAGUGUCCGGCGUACUCCUUCAAGUGCGGGACGGGUGGCUGCAUCUCGGGAACCCUGUCCUGCAACGGGGCGAACGACUGCUUCGAUGGUUCGGACGAGGCCCCGUUGCUCUGUAACACGACCAAGAAGGUGACCACUCCCGCCGUGGUUGAGACUCCGCUGGAGCUGGUGGGCUGCCCCCUGCCCUUGAGCGACGAACGGCCCAUCGUGACGGGCGCUGGCAGCCGCAUCCUGACCGGACCCAUUACCCGCGGAACCGUGCGCUUCUCCUGCAAGCAGGGCUUUGUGCUGGAGGGCGAGGAGACCAGCUACUGCGCCAACACUAAAUGGGGUACUUCUACGAUCCCGAAAUGCGUGAAAUACUGCAGCAGCUCCGGCGAGUUCGAUGGGUACUCCACCAAGGCGCUGUGCACCCACAACGGGCAGCAGGUGGACUGCCGCAAGCCGUUCCAUCCGCCCGGCACCGAGGUGAAGUUCGUCUGCGCCACCGGGUUUAAGACUCUGAGCAGCCUGCCGGAAAUGAGGUGCAUGAAGGGCGGCUACUGGAACCGCGGACGUCAGCGGUGCGAGCAGGACUGCGGCCAGAUAGCCACGCCCACCAAGAGCUUCUCGGCCAACGGCUAUACGAUCAACAACACGGUGGUGCCCUGGCAUGUGGGCCUGUACGUGUGGCACAACGAGAAGGACUACCACUUCCAGUGCGGAGGAUCGCUGCUCACCCCAGACCUCGUCAUCACGGCCGCCCAUUGCGUAUACGACGAGGGCACCCGGCUGGCCUACAGCUACGACACAUUCCGGGUGAUUGCGGCCAAGUUCUACCGCAACUACGGGGAGACCACGCCGGAUGACAAGCAGCGAGAUGUGAGGCUCAUCGAAAUAGCGCCUGACUACAAGGGUCGAACGGAGAACUACUACCAGGAUCUGGCCCUGCUGACACUCGACGAACCCUUCGAGCUGAGCCACGUGAUCCGGCCCAUUUGUGUGAGCUUCGAGAGCUUCGCGGAGAAGGAGAGCGUCACGGAUGGGGUGGAGGGCCAGUUCGCGGGAUGGAGCAUCGAGAACAAGCACGAGCUGCAAUUCGUGCCGGCUGUGUCCAAGUCGAACUCCGUGUGCCGGCCGAAACUGCGCGACAUCCAGUCGGACAAGUUCUGCAUCUUCACGCAGGGCAAAUCGCUGGCCUGCCAGGGCGACAGUGGCGGAGGAUUCACCGGCAAGCGCGAGACCGAUGCCAACUCCGCCCGGAAAAUCCAACGCCACUUCCUCUACGGGGUGAUCAGCAACGCGCCCAACGCAGACCAGUGCGCCCACAGCCUGACCGUGAUGACCAACAUCCAGUACUUCGAGGACAUGAUCCUGAACGCGAUGCACAGAAGCGUGGAGACCAGGUCCUAAAUACGGAAACUUAUUAAGCCCCUUUGUGAUUAGAAUAGAUUUAAAUGCAGAGAUUCGGCGGCCAUAGUCUUUUGUUCCCCAGACAAUGCGAACUUAAACUAAGUAAAAAAUAAAUAUCGAAUAAAACUAGUCUCAAGUAGAGCAGACUGUAUCAAUGUAA